UGGGCCGGGCGGGGGCGGGGAGGGUGUUGAUUGGUGGAGUGCACACCUGUCCAGGUGCACUAGACCUGGACGCAAAGAGGCUGUUAGAAGAGGCCGGUCGGGGCCACGGCAGGACAGCAGGGCAGGAAGGACUGACGGGGCCCCAUGGAGGAGCUGGUAGGGCUGCGUGAGGGCUCCUCGGGGAGCCCCGUGACUCUGCAGGAUCUGUGGGGCCCGUGUCCCCGCAUUCGCCGAGGCAUCCGAGGAGGUGACCCAGUGCUCUGCCCAGGGGGCCUGGAGUGGCUGAAGCAGAAGCUGUUCCGCGUGGGCGAGGACUGGUACUUCCUGAUGACCCUCGGGGUGCUCAUGGCCCUGAUCAGCUAUGCCAUGAACUUCGCCAUCGCGCGAGUGGUCCGAGCGCACAAGUGGCUGUACCGGGAGAUUGGGGACAGCCACCUGCUCCGGUAUCUCUCCUGGACCGUGUACCCAGUGGCCCUCCUCUCCUUCUCCUCCGGCUUCUCCCAGAGCAUCACGCCCUUCUCUGGCGGUUCUGGAAUCCCAGAGCUGAAGACCAUCUUGUCGGGGGUGGUCCUGGAGGACUACCUGGACAUCAAGAACUUCGGGGCCAAGGUGGUGGGCCUCUCCUGCACCCUGGCCGCCGGCAGCACCAUCUUCCUGGGCAAAGUGGGUCCCUUCGUGCACCUGAGUGUGAUGAUUGCCGCCUACCUGGGACGCGUGCGCACCAGGACCAUCGGGGAGCCCCAGAACAAGAGCAAGCAAAACGAAAUGCUGGUGGCGGCAGCGGCAGUGGGCGUGGCCACCGUCUUCGCAGCCCCCUUCAGCGGCGUCCUGUUCAGCAUCGAGGUCAUGUCCUCCCACUUCUCCGUCUGGGAUUACUGGAGGGGCUUCUUUGCCUCCACCUGUGGGGCCUUCAUGUUCCGGCUGCUGGCCGUCUUCAACAGCGAGCAGGAGACCAUCACCUCCCUCUACAAGACCAGCUUCCGCGUGGACGUGCCCUUUGACCUGCCAGAGAUCUUCUUUUUUGUGGCACUGGGGGCCAUCUGCGGCAUCCUGAGCUGCGCCUACCUCUUCUGCCAGCGGAUUUUCCUAGGCUUCGUCAAGACCAAUCGGUUCACCUCCAAACUGCUGGCCACCAGCAAGCCUCUGUACUCGGUCCUGGUCGCCCUGGUCCUGGCCUCCAUCACCUACCCGCCUGGCGUGGGCCGCUUCCUGGCUUCCAGGCUGUCCAUGAGGGAGCUAUUGGAUUCCCUGUUCGACAACAACUCCUGGGCACUGAUGAGCCGGAACUCGUCCCCUCCCUGGCCCACGGAGCUUGACCCCCAGAACCUGUGGUUCGAAUGGUACCACCCGCGCUUCACCAUCUUCGGGACCCUCGCCUUCUUCCUCGUCAUGAAGUUCUGGAUGCUGAUCCUGGCCACCACCAUCCCCAUCCCCGCUGGCUACUUCUUGCCCAUAUUUGUUUAUGGAGCUGGCAUCGGCCGCCUCCUGGGGGAGGCUCUCUCCGUGGCCUUCCCUGAGGGCAUCGUGUCUGGAGGAGUGGUCAACCCCAUCUUGCCGGGGGGCUAUGCUCUGGCAGGGGCUGCGGCCUUCUCCGGGGCAGUGACACACACUGUCUCCACGGCACUGCUGGCCUUCGAGCUGACGGGUCAGAUUGUGCACGCGCUGCCCGUGCUGAUGGCGGUGCUGGCGGCCAACGCCAUCGCCCAGAGCUGCCAGCCGUCCUUCUACGACGGCACCAUCAUUGUCAAGAAGCUGCCCUACCUGCCGUGGAUUCGGGGCCGCAAAAUCGGCUCCCACCCCGUGACCGUGGAGCACUUCAUGAACUGCACUCUCACCACGCUGGCUAAGGACACGCGGCUAGAGGAGGUGGUCAAGGUCGUGACCUCCACAGACGUGGCCGAGUACCCCCUGGUAGAGAGCACAGAGUCUCAGAUCCUGGUGGGCAUUGUGCCGAGGGCCCCGCUGGUGCAGGCCCUUCAGACCAACCCCCCAUCCUGGGCUCCAGGACAACAGCGGUGUCUCCAGGACAUCUUGGCUGGGGGCUGCCCCAUGGAACCAGUGACCCUGCAGCUGUCCCCAGAGACUUCCCUGCACCAGACGCACAACCUCUUUGAGCUGUUGAACCUUCAGUCCCUCUUCGUGACGUCGCGGGGCAGAGCUGUGGGCUUCGUAUCCUGGGUGGAGUUGAAGAAAGCGAUUUCCAACCUGACAAAUCCACCUGCCCCGAAGUGAGCCCACCCAGCUACCCCAUGCCAGGCUGGGCAGAGACCUUCCUCUCUUCCCCACCACAACCCACCCACCCCUCCAGCCCAGCUCAGUGCCUUGUGGAGCAGGCAGCGCUAUGGAGCCCUGAAGAGGCCCUGCAUUCGCUAUGUCCCAUCCUGGGGCCAACAGCAGUUAUUGCUUGAAGGACAAACCCCACCCUGGAUGGGGCUGCGAGUAUGAGGGGCACAGGGUGCCCAGCGAGUAGUCAUGAAGCUCAGGAAUGAAGGGAUGGCACCUGUGCUUUCUGGGGGUUGUCUGUUCCCAACCAGAAGCUCCUGAGAAAAAUAGAGGUGCUCCUGAGCGGCCAUCCAUCCUGCUCCCGGGGCUGGCCCCUUGGCUCCCCUGUGCUAGCCCAGAGUGAGCCCUUGAGGCUGCUGAUGGCCACCUGGGUUUUGCAGGCCUGGAUCCCUGGUCUUCUCCUCGUGCCCCACUCCCCAGCAGAGAGAUGCUGGGGAGAGAGCCCCCCCCCCCGCCCAGGUCCUAUGAUGCUUGUUCUCAUGAAUAAACAGGACUCUGCACAA
Messenger RNA from Marmota monax (woodchuck), 2786 nucleotides. It is a transcript of the gene Clcnkb, whose product is annotated as chloride voltage-gated channel Kb. Gene Ontology annotation, cellular component: membrane. Gene Ontology annotation, biological process: chloride transport; transmembrane transport. Bases 145 to 2232 code for a protein of 695 amino acids. The record is from RefSeq and is a predicted model, not a curated record. NCBI's taxonomy places the organism in Eukaryota, Metazoa, Chordata, Mammalia, Rodentia, Sciuridae. Gene Ontology annotation, molecular function: voltage-gated chloride channel activity. The transcript has 20 exons.